Polyodon spathula (Mississippi paddlefish) is the source of this 790-nucleotide messenger RNA. Its product is annotated as histone H2A-beta, sperm-like. Lineage: Eukaryota; Metazoa; Chordata; Actinopteri; Acipenseriformes; Polyodontidae. Gene Ontology annotation, molecular function: structural constituent of chromatin; protein heterodimerization activity; DNA binding. The coding region runs from base 407 to 790 and encodes 127 amino acids. The record is from RefSeq and is a predicted model, not a curated record. Gene Ontology annotation, cellular component: nucleosome. The transcript has a single exon.
UUUUUUUUGAAUGCAAGCAGUACUCACGACCAGCAGCACAGUUCAGUUUCUUGCUUCCAUGGUAAGUUCGUAGAAGGACACAAUAAACACAACGACAGCUGGAAAAAUCUUCUUUUCCAACGUGGCCACAGGUACUCGGGGCUUUCUCCUGGUCACCCCGAGUGCUAUCUGAGUGCUAUCAACAGCAGUUCCAGACGCCAGCAGAAAAGUAAAUGAAUAAUAAACAAGAAGACGAUAUCAUAAAAUGGUGACUGUCUACAGCAAACAUUUGGUUUACUGAAAUAUAUUAGCCUCUUAUACUCUGCUAAUAAAGCACAAAAUAUAUAUCGUUCAGAUUUCUUUUACUAUAAAACUUUUAUUUUUUAUUUUUUUAUUUUUAUUUAAAGGAAUAGCGCAAAUUUGUAGCAUGGCUACAGAAAUGUCCGGCGGAAAGGCGAGAGCAAAGGCAAAGUCUCGUUCAUCCAGAGCAGGAUUGCAGUUCCCAGUUGGUUGUGUUCAUAGGCUGCUGCGGAAAGGUAACUAUGCAGAACGUGUCGGUGCUGGAGCCCCGGUCUAUCUGGCCGCGGUGCUCGAGUACUUGACUGCUGAAAUCCUGGAGCUGGCUGGGAACGCCGCUCGGGACAACAAGAAGACCCGAAUCAUCCCGCGUCACCUGCAGCUCGCUGUCCGCAACGACGAGGAGCUCAACAAGCUGCUGGGAGGGGUCACCAUCGCUCAGGACGGAGUGCUGCCCAACAUCCAGGCAGUGCUGCUGCCCAAGAAAGCUGAGAAAGUACCCAAGAGCAAAUAA